Molecule: messenger RNA, 1658 nt
Organism: Hordeum vulgare subsp. vulgare (domesticated barley)
Lineage: Eukaryota; Viridiplantae; Streptophyta; Magnoliopsida; Poales; Poaceae
Product: peroxidase P7-like
Exons: 3
Coding region: 266-1243 (325 amino acids)
Biological process (GO): hydrogen peroxide catabolic process; response to oxidative stress
Molecular function (GO): heme binding; peroxidase activity
Source: RefSeq, a predicted model, not a curated record
GAUCCUCGCCCGUCUCACAACUUGCGCAGCCCGCCCGUGAUCAGUAUAGUUCAUUUUCCUUCGAUCGGGGUCCCCUGGCAACAACCGCUGGAAUGGACACUAUAUAGUUCACGGGUUAGCGGCAGCUUAGUUAGAGGUGGUACCACUCCACUCACCACUGCCACGCCACUGCUACGACUCCAAGUCGUAAAGGAACUUGGAGAGGCUGCGUGGAAGGGCCGGGAAACUAUACUAUAGUACUGCUGCUACACUAAGCUCGCGAUUAAUGGCAGCUGCCUUGACGAGGAGAGCGGCGGCCGUGGCCGCGGUGCUGGCCACCGUCACCUCGCUCCUCGCCCCCGGCGCGGUGGCGCAGCUCUCGCCGUCGUUCUACAGCGGCAGCUGCUCGAGCCUGGAGUCCAUAGUGAGGUCGGGGAUGGUGUCCGCCGUCCAGCAGGAGCCUCGGAUGGGCGCCUCCAUCCUCCGCCUCUUCUUCCACGACUGCUUCGUCAACGGCUGCGACGGCUCGGUGCUGCUGGACGACUCGUCGACGCUGACGGGGGAGAAGAACGCCGGGCCUAACGCCAACUCGCUGCGCGGCUUCGAGGUGAUCGACGCCAUCAAGUCCCGGGUCGACGCCGCUUGUCCUGGCACCGUGUCCUGCGCCGACAUCCUCGCCGUCGCCGCGCGCGACGGCGUCAACCUGCUGGGCGGGCCGUCGUGGGGGGUGCCGCUGGGCCGGCGGGACGCGCGCACGACGACUCAGGCAGCGGCGAACAGCAACCUGCCGUCUCCGUCGUCGAGCGCGGCGACGCUGAUCUCGGCGUUCGCGUCCAAGGGUCUGGACUCCCGCGACAUGGUGGCGCUGUCGGGCGCGCACACGAUCGGCGCGGCGCGGUGCGCGAGCUUCCGGUCGCGCGUGUACAACGACAGCAACAUCAACGCCGGGUUCGCGACGCGGCGGCGGCAGGUGUGCCCGGCGCAGGGCGGCGUGGGCGACGGCAACCUGGCUCCGCUGGACGCCUUCAGCUCUGUGCGCUUCGACAACGGCUACUUCCGCAACCUGCUGAGCCGCUUCGGCCUCCUCCACUCGGACCAGGAGCUCUUCAACGGCGGGCCCGUCGACUCCAUCGCGCAGCAGUACGCCGGCAACGGCGGCGCAUUCUCCGCCGACUUCAUCACCGCCAUGAUCAAGAUGGGCAACAUCAGUCCGCUCACCGGAUCCAACGGCGAGAUCCGCAACAACUGCCGGAAACCCAACUAAUAAACUACCACGAACGAACGAACUCCUCGAGAUUCGUCGUAGCAUUAGGCGGGAGGGUACGGUGUACGUACGUUGCUUUUUUUUUUUUCUUUCUGGUGGGGAGUGCGUGUGAAGGAAGGAAGGAAAGGGAAGGGCAAACGACAUGAUUUGGUGGAGCGGCGCUGUCAGGUGAGGGGACGAACGGGACCGGGGCUCGUGCAUGUCUUUUUUUCCUUCUCGUCAAGUUUUGAUUGCUCACCACGGAGGCCGGCGGCGACACAUCACGGCGUCGGCAUUGCUUUGGUAAACUGCGCGGAUUCUUUAUCUGUACCAUAUGAUGAUGAUUAUAGUUUCAGAUAUAAGUCUUGUAAGUACGUGGCCCCAACGAUGAUUGUUUUGCAAGGAAAGAAAUGAAUAAGAGACGACACUUUAUUCA